Molecule: messenger RNA, 1929 nt
Organism: Canariomyces notabilis
Lineage: Eukaryota; Fungi; Ascomycota; Sordariomycetes; Sordariales; Chaetomiaceae
Exons: 3
Coding region: 199-1536 (445 amino acids)
Source: RefSeq, a predicted model, not a curated record
AUUUCAACGCGAAUAAACCUCAAACCAUCUUUAUUCAACCUCGACGAAUAUCACAUCGAUCUUAACACUUUGGCUAUUGUUAUAUGAUCAGGCAAAUUACAAGGGCAUAACUCGCUCGUAGUCACGACUCAGGAAGGAGCGACGCGGCCUUCAUCAACACACUCACCGGCCCGAGUCGCCAUCAUUCUGCUGCCCAAGAUGCCACCUCUGGUCACGAACUCCCCAAGCGAUGUUCUGGAGUCCGAGUCUGAGUACUCGUCCGAUGACGAAUCUACGCACAGUAUUCCCAACAACCCUUCACAAUACGGCUCAAUUGACAGCGAACCGCGCUUCGCGAUUGAGCCCGAAACACUUGGGCCCUCUACUUCUGGCAUUACACCGAACUCUGUAUCUCACCAUGUGUCGGGAGCCAACGCGAGCAAUGGAACCAAACGCAAAGCUGAGUCACCAGCAGUCAACGGCCAUCAUCCAAACAAGGCGCCCAAAACGUCGGACACGUCCGACUCUUCUGCCUCGGAAUCCGAGGACGACGAGGAGGACAUGCCUGUCUCUGAAGGGCCAGCCACGCCUCAUACUGAGGGCGUCCUUAACAAACCAGGGACCCCCCUCCACCUCUUCUACGAAAUGUUCCCGCAGUUCAAAUGGGUCGGCGAGCGCAGGAGCAAAGUCUGGCGGCACCUGGCCUCGCUCCCCUUGAAACGGAUCCCCGUCAUCACCAAGCUGCACCGCUUCAACAUGAACAAGCUCCAGAACCAGCCGUCCUUCAUGAUGCAGGCCACGGGCGAGCUGCUGCCAGACAACAAGGCCUGCACACGGUGCGUCAAUAAAAACAGCGUGUACAAGGGCUGUGUCGUGCCGCGCGACGAGAUCAUCGUCAGCCUGACGAACGGCGCCUGCGCGAAUUGUUGGUACAACCGCCAGGGGUCCCAGUGCAGCCACAAGAAGGGCUUCAAGUUCAAGCCGAGGCCGCCGAGGGAGUAUAAAUGGGUCAAGGUAACCGCAACCCCUAAAGGAACCGUCACAGGAACCGCCGCCGACUCGUCAUUGUCACAGUCCCAGUCCCAUGCCACGGACCAUGACCCGGUUACCCCUAGGCCUACCGCCCUGUCCUCCACCUCCGGAGUACACCAAGCCCACGCAGCGCACUCACCUCCCCCAGCACCCCUACCGGGCCUACCACCACCACCACCACCAACACCAACAACAACAACACCUGCCGCGCCACCUCUCCACCCAGCCUACGUCUCAGCACUUCAAAAAGCUUCCAACUCCGCGGCGACAACCCCAGAUCCUGAUCAUAACCAUUCAUUACCUGCGACAACAACAGGAGCAUCAAUCACCCUCGACGACAGGGUCCGCGCCUGGGGGUCACGCUACAACAGCAUGCCCAUUGCGAAGCUACUCACGCAACAGAGGCAUCUAAUGGAGUGGCAGGAGGAUCUGAUGACGCGCAUGAUGGCCAUGAACAAGGUCAUUCUGCAGAGGUUGAGUCGGACGGGAGAUUUACGAUCGGCGGGGAGACCGGCAGGUGAGUGAGGGUACGGUCAGGGUCGGGGUGGCGGUCAUCAUCAGAGUCUUGGUGAGAGUUGGGUCAUUUGCAUUGCAUUCUAACAAGCAGUGAAUUAACCCUGAGACUAGGAGGCAUCGUGCAUGUAAGCAUUUUGUCUAGAAUCUUGGAUCACGCUUAUGAGACACUGGUUUUCAACUGGGCUAUUUUCUGGGCGUCACAGUCAUAUCAAGAAUUGUACGGAGAGCGGCGCCUGGGCUCGAUUCCCUUCUCUUGCCCCUGGUCGCAGCUCUCUUCGUUGUGACUAGGUAGCCAGAGCCGGGUCAAGACAGAAACAAGAAAACCCAAAGCAGGACAGCUGAGAGCAACAAAGCGAAUACUGUAACUAUAUGGAGCGAACAGACCGCUGCCUCCCCAAAUGC